AUGGAGGCGGAUUACGAGGGCAAACCGACAGAGGAGGAGAUGAGGACUCUGCGCCGAGUUCCCGGCAGCCUACCCAUUGUCGCCUACCUAAUCUGCAUAGUAGAGUUCUGCGAAAGAGCUUCUUACUAUGGUGUUCAGCCCUUGAUUAGCAACUACGUUAAUCGACCUCUACCGGAAAAUGGAAAUGGUUACGGAGCUCCUCCGGUGGGGACCCAGGAGACGGGCGGCGCUCUAGGGCUCGGACAAGUCACGGCAAAUGCCAUUACUCAGUCCUUUAGCAUGUUGGCAUACGCGCUACCUAUGCUCUUCGGCUGGCUCGCCGACGUGAAGACCGGACGUUUUGCGCUUAUCUGCUGGGGUGUCGUGGUAUUCGGUGUUGCUCACGUCUUGAUGGUUGCCGCAGGUGCCAAAGACCUUUUGGCAGCCGGCACGGCUAAGAUUCCCUAUUUCCUUUCCGUGUAUAUCUUAUCAAUUGGUGCCGCUAUGUUCAAGCCCAACGUCUCUCCCCUUCUACUAGAUCAAAUAACCAUCACCGUCCCCAAGGUCAUGACGCUAGCCUCUGGCGAGCGUGUAAUCCAAGAUCCCGAGUCUACUACCGAACGAGUCAUGCUUUGGUUUUACCUUCUGAUUAACAUCGGUGGAUUUAUGGGAGUUGCUACAUCCUAUUCGGAGAAGUACGUUGGAUGGUGGCUUGCAUUCCUCAUCCCUCUUCUACUCUACCUUCCCCUUCCGCUCCUUCUCUGGUUCCUCUACAAGCGAUUGAUCCUUCAUCCUCCGGGCGGAAGCGAUCUUGGCAACGUUUUCCGAGUCCUUGGCAUUUGUCUCCGCCGUGGUGGUUUUAGGAAGCUUGGUCGCUCCGGUUUCUGGGACCUGGCUAAGCCGUCGCAUCUCGAAGCUGCAGGCCUCCACUACAAGACCGACUGGAACGAUGAAUUUGUUGACGAUGUGCGACGAACAUUCCAGGCUACCGGUAUUUUCUGCUUUUUCCCGAUCCAGUAUAUUAACGACAACGGUCUCGGUGCCGCUGCUAGCUUCCUGUCAACCAUGUUGACAACCAACGGUGUUCCUAACGACGUUAUUAACAACUUUAACUCGCUUAGUAUCAUUGCUAUGGCGCCGGUCUUGAACUACGGCUUGUAUCCUCUUCUACGGAAGCUAAACAUUCAUUAUGGCCCGGUUGCCCGUAUUACCACCGGGCUCGCCAUGUCGUCGGUGGGUGGUGCUGGUUAUGCUAUCUUGAACUACUACGCGUACCAGCAGUCUCCCUGCGGCGAGUACGGUUCUAGCGACUGUAAGAUCGGUACUAGAGUGGCCCCUAUCAGCAUCUGGUGGAUGGCUAUCCCAUUUGCCAUUGGUGGUAUUUCGGAGCUGUUCGUCAAUGUGCCCGCCUACGGUAUCGCAUAUUCGCGUGCUCCUGUUAAUAUGCGUGGUCUGGUAUCUGCUCUGAAUUUGUUUAACACGGCCGUGGCCUACGCCAUCGGUUUAGCUUGCUCUUCCGUCAUUACCGACCCGUACUUGACGUGGGAUUUCGGCGGCCCGGCCAUCGCCGGUGGUGUCCUCACCAUCGUCUUCUAUUUUACUUUCCGACACAUUGAUAAGGAAGAGUAUGUCCUCAGCCAGAACAAGGACUACCACCUUCAGCUCGAGGGUACCGCUAGCGUCGUCGGCGAGAACGAGCUGAACAAAUCCGUUAACCGCCCCGCGCCUAUUGCCGAUAAUGAAGAGAUGAUGAUCUCGCAAAAACAAUAA
Daldinia decipiens is the source of this 1749-nucleotide messenger RNA. Its product is annotated as general substrate transporter. Gene Ontology annotation, biological process: transmembrane transport. Gene Ontology annotation, cellular component: membrane. NCBI's taxonomy places the organism in Eukaryota, Fungi, Ascomycota, Sordariomycetes, Xylariales, Hypoxylaceae. The record is from RefSeq and is a predicted model, not a curated record. Gene Ontology annotation, molecular function: dipeptide transmembrane transporter activity. Bases 1 to 1749 code for a protein of 582 amino acids. The transcript is spliced from 2 exons.